This is a messenger RNA of Nothobranchius furzeri (turquoise killifish), 4532 nucleotides long. It is a transcript of the gene b3gnt9, whose product is annotated as UDP-GlcNAc:betaGal beta-1,3-N-acetylglucosaminyltransferase 9. Lineage: Eukaryota; Metazoa; Chordata; Actinopteri; Cyprinodontiformes; Nothobranchiidae. Gene Ontology annotation, molecular function: UDP-glycosyltransferase activity; hexosyltransferase activity. The record is from RefSeq and is a predicted model, not a curated record. Gene Ontology annotation, cellular component: Golgi membrane.
GGAUCCGUCAGAAACGCGGUCCCGAUUCGGUAGAACGGCUGGAAACGGUCGUUUUAGUCAAGUUUGAUGGUUUCUGAGUCGAUCAGCUGUUGUUCUACUCAUAAAUCAAAGAUACUUUAUUAAUCCCAGAGGGAAAUUAGAGUUUCAGUAAAUAGAAGUUCAUUAUCAUAUAGAUUAGAAAACAUCUGGAGUUUGUUUUAAAACAUCUGGGCUUUUCCCUGAAACAUGCAGGCUACACGUGGUUGGUUCUAGAUUAUUCGGGUUUCUUUUAUGUGGACUUAAAUGUUGAACUUGGUUUGAGCUCCACGUUCAUCCCUCCGGUCAGCGGUGCUUUCUCGCUUUCUCACACCGAGCUCAGCUACAGAGACGCGGCCAGCGGGACUCCGCCUGCCCGCUGCUAGAUGCGGAGCUUCGCUUAGGGACCGUCAACAAAUAUCCAGUCGCUCGUGAGACGCACACAGAUACUCGGACAAGCCCAACAGGAGAGCUGGAACACUCGAGUUAGUACAAAUAUUUUUAAUAGACGUAAAAACAACUAGAAAGUAAGGUUUCCACGCCUUGUGUGUCUUCAGCAGACUUUCUUUCCACUCAGACAAAUCCCUCAGCAGGAAAUGUUCCUCUGGGAAAUUUGGUUUUCUAGCAGAAGCACACGUCUUGCAAUAGUUAAAGGAAAUGAUGGAAGAGAGAAAAAUAUAUACAAAAACUCUGAUUAUUACUGUGUUGAUGUAGCAGAUCACAUCCGGUAGCCCAACACACUCGGACUCCAGCUAUAGGUCAUGUGAUCUAAAGACCCUAAGCCGGACGGAUGAGACAGCACUUUAAACAUUUAAUUAAAUUUCACAUUUAUAGGAAUAAUUGGUGCGAUGGUGGCACAGGAGUUAAGUGCUCGCCCUGUGAUCAGAUGGUUGCAGGUUCUAUCCCGGCUCUGACCAGAGAAUGCUGCCCUUGUGUCCUUGGGCAAGACUCUUAACCCAGCUGGUGGUGGUCGGAGGGACCAGUGGGACCUGUGUACAGCAGCCUCACCUCUCAACGCGCCUCCGGGCUGCUGUGGCUACAAUGUAGCUCAUCACCACCAGGGUGUGACUGAGUGAAUGACUGUGUUGUAGAGCGCCUUGGGGGCUUCUAGAAGGUGCUAUAACAAAUAAAGGCCAUUUAACAUUCAUGGUAAUUAUGCGGGAGACAUUUUGAGCUUUCCAUAAUAAAAUGUUUUUAUGCAGAUUUUAGAAAUGAGUGAAAAGCUGCCGUGUUCAGUCAGUUUAUACGUUUUAUUUAUAUUUAGGUCAUUAUUUAGUCUGACUUUCAACCGACUGGAUGUGUUGAUGCUCCCUAACUGAAGCUCAGCUCACUUUAAAUGUUUGAGGAUCAUUUAACUGGAGUCUAAGCGGACGGCGGUUUGAAGUAGGGAUGCCCCGAGACCGAUACUGGUAUCGGUAUCGGUGCAGAUACCGAUACGAUACUGGCAUCGGUAAAAGUUAACCGAUACCAGGAACCGAUACCAAUGCAGCUGCUUGAAAAUGGCUUCACUGUAACUUGUCAUUUCUGUUCACCUAAUAUUUUAGUUUUGUGAUGAUUUUUAUUCAUACAUUUUACUUUUUAUCUUCCUCACAGUCUUUUCCUGUUGAAAGCAGAGAAGAAAAUAAAAUCUGUAUUCCAAAUCAUUGCAUUUUCUUGUGUGGUAGAAGUAUAGGUAUCAGUAAUCGGUAUCGGCGAGUAUUCAGAUCCAAGUAUCGGUAUCGUAUCGGUUUGGAAAAAAGUGGUGUCGUUGCAUCCCUAGUUUGAAGCUGACUGAGAAGAAACCAGAGAGCCGCGUCAGACGAACGGAAAAACUAGUUGGGAAACGGGAAAUAUCCGAAGGAAGAAUACGUCAGAAAGAAGCCAGUGUUAUGACCUGCAAGCGUGAAAUCCAUAAGCCGGCUGAAGGGAACCACAUGCUCCAAAUCUAGGAUGGGAAUUACCCGUCUGAGGGAAACGGCAGGUUUUUCUCCUUCAGAAGUUCCCUGGUCUCAUCUCGGAUGCCCAGAACGGUUCUUUAUCCAAGUGAAGAGAAGGUUUAAACGAUUCUGUGUUGUUUCAGAUCCACAUGUGCUGACUCUCUGGGACACAAGCAGCUGAAGAUGGAACGACAUCUGAUGGGUUAGGCUUAGAGAUUAGGACUAGAGUCCAGAGUUGGUAGAACGUCUCUCCUGAGCGGAGCUCCGCUCUUCGCUGAAGCCAGAAUGCUGAGGAAGGUGGUCCUGAUGAGGAGGCUCCUCCAUGUGAAGGGAGAUGUGAUGUGCACGCUGGUUCUUCUGGUUCUGUUCUGUGUUCUGCUCUACACCCGUCAGGUUGUUCUCUCAUCUGGAUGGGGCGGACCAGCGUGGACGCUGGACAUCCACAGCUCCACCAGCUCCAGUCGGAUGCUGCUAGGUACCAGGGCGACUGAAGUGGGCCAGAACUCUCAGAAGUUUCCAUCAGAAUCAAAGUGGCCACCCUGUAAACCCCAACUCAAGUCCAGGUCCAGGUCCAGGUCCCGAAGCAGGAAGGUGGUGCCGACAGGACGCUCGGGCCUCCCACUUCCAACCAGACCGCCGUUUGACUUUGAGUCUUAUCUGAGAGACAAGGACAACAGGAGGUUCAAGCUGCUCAUAGACCAGCCCCAUAAAUGUCACAUGGGAGGAGCAGGAGGAGGAAGGAGCUACUCCCCAGCUGCUCCUUACCUGCUAAUUGCCAUCAAAUCCACGGCGUUGGAUUUUGACAAGCGGCAGGUUGUCCGCCGAACGUGGGGCAAGGAGGGACAUCUCCAACCCGGAAUAUCCAUCCGCACCGUGUUCCUGCUGGGCAUUCCCAGGAAUCAUACCAUCCUGCCUCUUUGGGAUCGACUCCUGGAAUAUGAGAGUCAAACCUUCAGGGACAUCCUGCUCUGGGACUUUGAGGACACCUUCUUCAACCUGACUCUGAAAGAAACCCACUUCCUGGAAUGGAUCAACAGCAGCUGUCCUCACGUCACGUUCAUCUUCAAAGGUGAUGCUGAUGUGUACGUAAACGUGGAGAACAUUUUGGAGAUGCUUCGGGAUCGGGAGUCGAAGGACGACCUGUUUGUUGGUGAUAUUAUCGUCCAUGCUAAACCCAUUCGACGCCGGACCUCCAAGUAUUAUGUUCCAGAGAGCGUGUACGGAGGAGGCCUGUACCCGGACUAUGCUGGGGGAGGAGGGUUCAUCAUGUCGGGGCGCUUGGCCCGGAGACUCAGCUCCGCCUGUCAGCAGGUAGAGCUGUUCCCCAUUGACGAUGUCUUCCUGGGAAUGUGCCUCCAGCUGAUUGGAGUCAAACCUUUGCGCCAUCAAGGCUUUCGGACCUUUGGAAUUCCUCGUCCAUCUGCAGCGCCCCACCUCCAGACAUUCGACCCCUGCUUUUAUAGAGAACUCAUGGUGGUGCACAGCCUCAGCGUCCCGCAGAUCUGGCUGAUGUGGAACCUUCUGCACGACUCCAAACUGAGCUGCCACAACCAGACCGGCCCAGCGACCAGGGUCUUCAGGUGGAGGGGGAGGAUGGAGGAGACGGGAGAGAUGGAUUACGCUGAGAGGAACGUGUUCCUCUCUCAUUAGAGAUGGUUUGGAGGUCAGAGAGUUUCAGGGGCUGGAGUCAGUCUGAAAGGAUUUAUCAAACCAAGAUGUUGAAUCAUCUGGAGGGAAAUGAGAUGGCAAAAGGAAAAUCCCUUCCAGAUUCCAGUGUAAGGAAGCACAGACAGGCUGUAAACCUAGGAAACCUUUAAUGAUCAUCUGGACUUCUGAAUCUCCUACUUUGAAACAUAAUCAGAUGAGUUUUCUGGUGUAAUUGAUGCUGUUUAGUCCUUAAACUUUAAAUGUUUUGAUGUAAAAUUUCAUGAUGCUGAACAUUUGAGAGCAGCACCAACUCUCUGCACACCACGCACUGUGGAUAGGGUACCAAGUGGCCAGAGGGCACCAGCCAAUUCCUUAAUGACUUCUGUGAGACAUUCCGUCGCUCAAACGCCAGCUGUUACUGAGCGGAUCUGCUAGUGCGCACACCCACCACCACCACGGAAGGCCGUCCAAAACACGCUCGUCACGGCUAGUACAAGACGCUUGUGCAACACCUGCAUCUUAGUAGGACCCGUACAUUAGUCUUGGUGAUCUAGUGGAGAAAGCUCUGUAUUCCUAUGGCCUGAUUCUGGUUCGAGUCCCCGUCCAUACUCCUAUGGCCUGAUUCUGGUUUGAGUCCCUGCCUGUAUGGGAGUGUUUACUGUGAGAAGUGCCUUGAGAUGACUCUUUGUCGUUAUUUGGCGCUAUGGAAAUAAAAUUGAAUUGUAGUUUAUUUUCUUUUUAGCUACGUUUUAGCCCUUUACUGGUAAACUGUAUGUGUUACGGUCUUUGUUUAUUUAGGACUUGUGGACAGGACGCCUGUUUUUCAUAGGUAGCAUAUUGUCUCCAACCCAACUUUGCACCAUGUUCUCAUACUUCCUGCUUUACCUGUACCUGUAUUGUUAUUGUUUGAAUGCUAAACUAUUGUUUUCCUGUUUAUAUUUAUUCUUCUUCUUA